GAAAGAGCGUGUUCCAACGUGGAUGAACGUAAAUCAAAAUGCAACCCGCAAAUUCAAGAUUUGAAUCGGCUCGUAAAAAGUUAUUUGAGCUUAGUGAAGAGAUAAAAAAGAUUGAUGCAGUCAUCUUCGAAAAAGGAGCUAUUCUUUUAGAGAAUAAUACAUCCAUUUUUGACGUCCUCAUCGAUACUGAAGGCUACCCCCGCGAUGAUUUGGACAUUCCAGCUGUGCGAAAAGCCCGCCAUACUAUCAUAUGCCUGCAAAAUGAUCGAGUUGUGCUCAUGAAGGAAAUCCAAAAAGAGAUGAAUAAGCUUCAUGAAAAUGAGCGUCAAGCCGUACUGAGUGCGCCCACUUUUGAUCCUUCCCAAGAUAUAUCGGACGGGAUACAAUCAAUGGCUUUGAAUGACGAAUGUAUUUUUGGACCGGAUGCUACUAAGGGAUUUGCCAUUGUGGAGAAGGUCCAGCCAGGCCAUCUGGGUCAUAAAAUUGGAUUAAAGCCUGGUGACCGGAUUAUCCAAAUGGGUACAAUAUGUCGUCGUAAUUUCAAAUCGGUGAAGCAAAUUAACAGUUUGAUCAAGAAUUCUGUUGGGAAAAUAAUUCCAAUGGUUAUUCGUUCACCCGGUAACAAUAAUCCCAGAACAAUUGAUCUUCAUGUGACAAAUGCACAUGAUCGUAUGGGAGUUUUAUAUUUGGUUGUAUAAUGCGCAAGCACAGCUCUUGCUUGCCAUAAACUUUUUUUCAUAUUGUAUCGAUUCUCAUUUACUUUGCUUUGGGUUGGCUGUUCAAUAAAACCCUGUAAUAAAACCCGUUCACGAGAAAGGCUCUCUUUUUAAUCUAUAAUUCACGUAGCUUAAUCAGUGAGAUUUUUAAUAUGAGGAAUAGUUUUGACCGUUUUUCAUCUUUUCGUUCUUUCGAGUGAAAAUCUCAAUUUAAUUUUUUUCAACAUCAUUUGUUAUAGGGUUUUUUAAUCCGCAAUCAAA
Anopheles nili is the source of this 977-nucleotide messenger RNA. Its product is annotated as 26S proteasome non-ATPase regulatory subunit 9. The record is from RefSeq and is a predicted model, not a curated record. The transcript has 3 exons. Bases 39 to 698 code for a protein of 219 amino acids. Gene Ontology annotation, molecular function: protein binding. Gene Ontology annotation, cellular component: nucleus; cytoplasm. Gene Ontology annotation, biological process: proteasome regulatory particle assembly. Lineage: Eukaryota; Metazoa; Arthropoda; Insecta; Diptera; Culicidae.